AUGUUUGACAGCUCGCAGUAUCCCUACAACUGCUUCAAUGACGACGCCGACGGCUACCCCGCCGGCAGCUCCGACGAGGACCAGCGGCUCACGCGGCCCGCGUACAGCUACAUCGCCUUGAUCGCCAUGGCCAUUCAGCAGAGCCCCGCGGGCAGGGUGACCCUGUCCGGUAUCUACGACUUCAUCAUGCGCAAGUUCCCCUAUUACCGCGCCAACCAGCGCGCCUGGCAGAACUCCAUCCGUCACAACCUGUCCCUCAACAGCUGCUUCGUCAAGGUGCCGCGGACCGAGGGCCACGAGAAGGGCAAAGGCAAUUACUGGACGUUCGCGGGUGGCUGCGAGUCGCUGCUGGACCUCUUCGAGAACGGCAACUACCGGCGGCGGCGCCGGCGGCGCGGCCCCAAGCGCGAGGGAACGAGGGGCCCGUGCGCGGGGGCCGCACAGGGGACCCCGGGUCCGACCGAGCCGUCCACCGCGCAGGGGCCCCUGGCUGCGGACAGCGCUGGUGAGGGCACCCAGGGUCGCGAGCCCCCCGCCAGCCCCACUACCCCGGGGAAGGAGCAGCCCCGGGACCUCAAGUUCAGCAUCGACUACAUCCUCUCCUCCCCAGACCCCUUUCCAGGGUUCAAGCCGCCCGGUUUUGCACAGGAGGGCAGAUACCCACGGCUGGAGAACGUGGGCCUCCACUUUUGGACAAUGUGAUGUGGGGCCACUCUGGAGGCCCCUGCAGGCUCAGUCAGGGGUCUUCCCCAGACCCUCCCUGGAAAGAUGAUUCCAGCCCCACCUUAAGCCAAGA
Molecule: messenger RNA, 796 nt
Organism: Saimiri boliviensis boliviensis (Bolivian squirrel monkey)
Lineage: Eukaryota; Metazoa; Chordata; Mammalia; Primates; Cebidae
Gene: FOXL3
Product: forkhead box L3
Biological process (GO): cell differentiation; regulation of transcription by RNA polymerase II; anatomical structure morphogenesis
Molecular function (GO): RNA polymerase II cis-regulatory region sequence-specific DNA binding; DNA-binding transcription factor activity, RNA polymerase II-specific
Source: RefSeq, a predicted model, not a curated record